CCACGCACAGUCGCAGUCCUAAUCCGAAUGGGAGCUGCUCGGCAGGGCCUGAAGUCGCCCUAAGUGUCACUUGACCCGGAAUCCCGCCAACUUUGCAGCUCCGUCCAACUUGGCUCUUGGGGAAAGGAGGAGGGGACGGGAAAGCUUUCCUGGGGCUCCAUCAAAGAACUUGUGUUUUUCUGAGAACGAUGACCCGUGACCUGGGGCUUGCCCUUCUCCGGCAGAGAAAGGAGGCCCUUAGCUGUGCGCUCCAGUCAUUGUGCCGCAGGACGCCGAGGCCCGCCCACUUAGCGGGAGUGGGCCUGCUGAUAGCCUUUCUUGGCAGCUUGGUAUGGGCCCCAGAUUUGAGCAGGAACAUGGCAGAAGGGGACACCCUGAUAUCAGUGGAUUAUGAAAUUUUCGGGAAGGUGCAAGGGGUAUUUUUCCGCAAGUACACCCAGGCAAUUACUUGCAGCCAGAGAAGGAAACCGCAGCCUGGCAUUCGCACCAGCUUUCUACCUGCCAUGAUUAGGUGCCUGUCAGAUGAAGUACAAGCCAAACUGCGUUCUGGUUUGGCUGUGUGCUCCUUAGGCCAGUGUGUGGAGGAGCUUGCCCUCAACAGUAUUGAUGCUGAAGCAAAAUGUGUGGCUGUGAGGGUGAAUGUGGAAACCUUCCAAGUUCAAGUGAUAGACAAUGGAUUUGGGAUAGGGAGCGAUGACGUGGACAAGGUGGGAAAUCGUUAUUUUACUAGUAAAUGCAACUCUCUACAGGACUUGGAGAACCCAAGGUUUUAUGGUUUUCGAGGGGAGGCCUUGGCCAGUAUAGCGGACAUGGCCAGUGCUGUGGAAAUUUCAUCCAAGAAAAACAGGACAAUGAAAACUUUUGUGAAACUGUUUCAGAAUGGAAAAGCCCUGCAAGCUUGUGAAGCUGACUUGACUAGGCCAAGUGCUGGGACAACAGUAACAGUGUAUAACCUGUUUUAUCAGUUACCUGUAAGGAGGAAAUGCAUGGAUCCUAGACUGGAGUUUGAGAAGGUUAGGCAGAGGAUAGAAGCUCUCUCACUCAUGCACCCUUCCAUUUCUUUCUCUUUGAGAAAUGAUGUUUCUGGUUCCAUGGUUCUUCAGCUCCCUAAAACCAAAGACAUCUGUUCCCGAUUUUGUCAAAUUUAUGGACUAGGGAAGUCCCAAAAAUUAAGAGAAAUAAAUUUUAAAUAUAAGGAGUUUGAGCUUAGUGGCUAUAUCAGCUCUGAGGCCCAUUACAAUAAGAAUAUGCAGUUUUUGUUUGUGAACAGAAGGCUAAUUUUAAGGACGAAGUUGCAUAAACUCAUUGACUUUUUAUUAAGGAAAGAAAGUAUCAUAUGCAAGCCCAAAACUGGCUCUGCCGGUAGGCACAUGAACUCGAGCCCUCGGCAUCGGUCUAACCCAGAACUCUAUGGGAUCUAUGUAAUCAAUGUGCAGUGCCAGUUCUGUGAGUACGAUGUCUGCAUAGAGCCAGCAAAAACUCUGAUUGAGUUUCAGAACUGGGAUACUGUUUUGGUUUGCAUUCAGGAAGGAAUGAAGAAGUUUUUAGAGAAAGAAAAGUUGUUUGUGGAAUUAUCAGGUGAGGACAUUAGGGAAUUUAGUGAAGAUAAUGAUUUUAGUUUACUUAGCGCUACUCUUCAGAAGCAUGUGUCCUCUGAUGAGAAGUGUGACCAGGUAAGUUUCCAAGAAGCAUGCAAUAAUAUUUUGGAUUCCUAUGAAAUGUUUAAUUUACAGUCAAAAGCUGUAAAAAGAAAAGCUGUAGAAAACAUAAACACACAGAAUUCUGGGGAUUCAGAAACUAUCAGAAAAAGGACACAUGAUUCAUUUUUGUAUACGUAUGGAUCAGAUGGCCCAGGUCAUAGUGAAAUGGCAGAGUCAGCUUUACAAAACAAAGAUAGGUCUCGCUCAGAAUCAAGCAUCUUAGAACAAGAGAGACCUGAAGCAUCAGAGUCAGGAGAAAAUGAGAAACAUAAGAAAUCUUGCUUGGAACUUAACUCUUCAGAAAAUCCACGUGGAACCAGUUCAGAAAUGUUCGCAAACCCUUUUCAGACAUUAGAUCACUUUGAAGAAAAUGGAGAAGAUCUAGAAAUACAGAAAGUAGGUACUACUGUUAAUGGCAUGGCUGCCGACAUCCCGACAAAUAAGAGUAUUGAGAAUCAACUAGAGACAUUUAAAGGUGCUACUGAAAUCGAAUGCCAGCCUCUGCAUUUUGAGACAACAUCACUGAGAGUACAUGGCACUCAGUGGGAGGAAGAGAAAAGAAAAAAAGAACCUAGUAACUGUGGAAGAGUAAAUGUUUUUAGUUAUGGGCAAAUUAAAUUAUGUUCCACUGGCUUUAUAACUCAUGUGGUACAGAGUGAGCAAACCAAACCAGCUGAAACAGAACAUGUAUUUAAAAAUCGUGUCCAACCUGGUCCUGUGAGUGCCAGAGAAACAUUUGGAAAUAGAGCACACCAUUCCGUUGAGACUCCAUACAUCAAAGGUUUAACCAGCGCUUUAAGUCAAGAAUUUGCUCAGCUGCCCAACAGAAAAUUGCACAGAACCAAUAUAAGUUAUAGGCUGGAGAACAAACCUGUACCAAAAACUGCAUAUUCUUGGUGUGAUGGUAGUAAAAGAAAAGGUGAGCUAAUUGGCUCCUCCAGACCCACAGCCCCUAAGAAGCUAAGCUUAAAUUCACAACUAGGAUCUUUAGAAAAGUUUAAGAGGCAGUAUGGGAAGGUUAAAAAUCCUCUGAAUGCUGAAGGGGAGGAAAAUAAUAAUUUUGAAAUCACUACCAAUCUCAGUCCCCAAGUCGAACCUGACAUUCCACAGAGAGACAAAAAUCACGUAGACAACUGUGAUUCGUGUGAAGUCACGGCUGUGAGACAUAAUGAUUCAAACGGUAGUCGUCAGCCAGUAAGUCACAUCCUUUAUUCAGAAAACUCGCUGUUCUCCAAGAACGAAGACUGUUGGGAACAACAAAUGCCUUGCUUCAGAGAAAGUUCUGUAACACUAAAGGAUCUACCUCAUUUGAAUGGAAAACCUUUGGAUGUUGAGAAGUCAUCUGAAUCACUAGCCUCUAAAUUAUCCAGAAUGAAAGGUUCUGAAAGAGAAACUCAAACAAUGGAGAUGAGUCAUUUUCUUGAACUUCCACUAUCGGAUUCCAGUAAGAAAGGCAGUGACUUGUACAAUGGGUUAUCCCUGGAUUCUUGUAUGUUAUUUAAAAAUGAACUUAAAAAAACAGAGAGUGUCAUUAUCCCUAUGUCAGACUCUGUCACACAGGAUAAUUCCUUCAAUAAAGAUAAUGAAACAUAUUCUAAUAACAGUACAACAGAGAACUCUGUGGCAUCAGAAACAAAUUUGGUAUUACCCUAUAGUAAUCCCGCAAUUGAUAAUAAAGAUUCGGAUGUUCUUACAGCUUCAGAACGGCAGGUGGGAAGCCCUAACUCUCCCAGUGGAGUGGUAGCGAAUCACAUAGAUGAUUCCACGGCCAACACAAAUGGAACUUGUGUUCAGAGUGAGGAAUCUGUAGUGAGGACCCGUUCUGAGAACGAAGAGUCAAGCGCAUGUUCUUCGGAUUGGCAGCAGCAUUUUGAUGUAGCCCUUGGAAGAAUGGUUUAUAUCAACAAAGUAACUGGACUCAGCACGUUCACCGCUCCUCCUGAGGACGUCCGGGCCGCGUGUACGAAGGACCUGACGACUGUGGCCGUGGACGUGGUCCUUGAGAACGGGUCUCAGUACAGGUGUCAUCCUUUUAGAAGCGACCUCGUUCUUCCUUUCCUUCCCAGAGCUCGGGAAGAGAGCACUGUGAUGAGACAGCGUAACGGAGAUGCUGCGGAGGACACCGUCGGCGGAGAAUCGCUUCAGUCUCUGUUUGCAGAGUGGGACAAUCCGGUGUUUGCCCGUUAUCCAGAGGUGGCCGUGGACGUGCGCAGCGGGCAGGCCGAGAGCCUGGCGGUGAAGGUCCACAACGUCCUGCACCCUUACCGCUUCACCAAAGCCAUGAUUCCCUCCAUGCAGGUGCUCCAGCAAGUGGAUAAAAAGUUUAUUGCCUGUUUGAUGAGCACUAAGACGGAAGAGAAUGGUGAGGCAGGUGGAAACCUGCUGGUCUUGGUGGACCAGCACGCCGCCCAUGAGCGCAUCCGCCUGGAGCAGCUCAUUAUUGAUUCCUAUGAGAAGCAACAGCCACAAGGCUCUGGUCGGAAAAAAUUACUGGCUUCCACCGUGAGUCCUCCACUAGAAAUCACAGUGACGGAGGAGCAAAGGAGACUGUUACGGUGUUACCACAAAAAUCUGGAAGAUCUGGGCCUUGGAAUUCUAUUUCCAGACACUAGUGAUUCUCUGGUCCUUGUAGGAGAAGUACCACUCUGUUUCGUAGAGAGAGAAGCCAAUGAACUUCGAAGAGGAAGAUCCACUGUGACCAAGAGUAUCGUGGAGGAAUUUCUUCGAGAACAAGUGGAGCUACUCCAGACCACAGGAGGCGUCCAGGGGACACUGCCACUGACGGUCCAGAAGGUGUUGGCGUCUCAAGCCUGCCACGGGGCCAUUAAGUUUAAUGACGGCCUGAGCUUGGAGGAGAGCUACCGCCUCAUCGAAGCUCUGUCCCGGUGCCAGCUGCCAUUCCAGUGCGCGCACGGGAGGCCGUCGAUGCUGCCGCUGGCCGACAUGGACCACCUGGAGCAGGAAAAGCAGAUUAAACCCAACCUUGCAAAACUUCGCAAAAUGGCCCAGGCCUGGCGUCUCUUUGGAAAAGCAGAAGGAUGUGAUACAAGGCAAAGCCUGCAUGCAUCCAUGCCUCCUUGUGAGCCACCGUAAGAACAGAAUUCUUGAUCUGUGAAGAACCAAAGAGAGGCUAACCCUGUGCCUCUGAGUAGAGGGCGCAAAGAGCGGGUACCAGCAGCGCCUUGACCGAACCAGCCAGAAGCAUACCAGUCUUCCUUGAGCAGAUGAUCCCUCUGGUUGGGUAGCCACAUGGAACUCAAGCCUAAAGACACUCCAUUCAUUUGCAUCCAGGGACACAGGAGGUUGCCCUUUGAUAUCUACAUUUUGUAACUUAUUUAAGGAUAAAAUUUAAUAAUUAAUUGUCUAAUUGGUUGAUUGGUUUGUGGUUUUCUUGGGGUGGGACGUGGGGUUUUUUUGGUUUGAUUUUGCAAUGUUUUCCAGCCUCAUAAUUUGCAUUAAUGUUUAUCUACCUGAUGCCGAACCCCCAGGAAUCAAACCUGCCUUCCUAGACCACCCAGGGCGCUCCGUUAGCCCCUCCCCACCCUCCAGUCCUCUUCACUUCCCUCUGCCGCCCCUUCACGUUCUGAAUCUCAGACUUAAAGGGUUUCUCUGCACCCAGAAAAAUCCCUCUCUGUAGUCUUCCAUCAGGCCUGCAGUUAGAUUAGUUUAGGGAUAAAAACUGUUGAUAAAGAGAAACAGGACAGGGAUAGAAUAGGGAAAAUUAAAGUCCUUUUCUUCAUGGU
Messenger RNA from Phyllostomus discolor (pale spear-nosed bat), 5443 nucleotides. Its product is annotated as acylphosphatase-1. Gene Ontology annotation, biological process: mismatch repair. The record is from RefSeq and is a predicted model, not a curated record. Gene Ontology annotation, cellular component: mismatch repair complex. The transcript is spliced from 14 exons. The coding region runs from base 189 to 4793 and encodes 1534 amino acids. Gene Ontology annotation, molecular function: ATP binding; mismatched DNA binding; acylphosphatase activity. NCBI's taxonomy places the organism in Eukaryota, Metazoa, Chordata, Mammalia, Chiroptera, Phyllostomidae.